AACAUCUUCUUUGUUCGUGUCCUUUUCCCCUAUUUACUUGCUUCAUAUAAUCCCAAAUGGCUGCCUUUAGAAAGAUGCUUCCUUUAAUUGUGGUAAUUAUGGCAUUAUUAGCCAUCAACUCAGAUAAAGCUUGUGCUGGAGACCCAGAUAUGCUCCAGGAUAUUUGUGUUGCUGACCUUAACUCAACCACGAAGGUGAACGGAUUUACAUGCAAGAACACGUUCUCGGCGGCUGAUUUCUCGUCAAUGGUCAUUUCAAAACCAGGAGCCAUCACCAACAUGUUUGGCUCCUUAGUCACUGGAGCAAACGUUCAGGGUAUCCCUGGCCUUAACACACUUGGUGUGUCAAUGGCUCGUAUCGACUUCGCUCGCGGUGGCAUUAACCCACCCCACACCCACCCACGAGCCACCGAGAUGAUUUAUGUCUUAUAUGGUACAUUGGAUGUUGGCUUCAUUACCACAGCCAAUGUCUUGGUCUCUAAGCGCAUUGUACAAGGAGAAGUCUUUGUUUUUCCUAGAGGACUUGUUCAUUUCCAAAAGAAUAAUGGUAAAGUUCCUGCAGCUGUUAUUGCUGGCUUUAAUAGCCAGUUACCUGGUACACAGUCUCUUGCGACAACGUUGUUUGCAGCUUCACCAGCUGUUCCUGAUGAUGUCUUGGGUCAAGCAUUCCAGAUUAAAACUCCACAAGUUCAGUUUAUUAAGUCAAAAUUUGCCCCCAAGUAAUAGAAUUGUUUUCUCUCAACAAUAAUUUGGGUGUGUUGACAUAUGUUGUUCUGUUAUGUACGUUACUAAAUGCGUGAUGUUUUUUGUAAUCUCAAUAAGAUUUUUUUCUCUCUAGUGUUUUCUCCUAAUGUAACAAUA
This is a messenger RNA of Lycium barbarum (goji berry), 860 nucleotides long. RefSeq names its product nectarin-1-like. Gene Ontology annotation, cellular component: plasmodesma; cell wall. The transcript is spliced from 2 exons. NCBI's taxonomy places the organism in Eukaryota, Viridiplantae, Streptophyta, Magnoliopsida, Solanales, Solanaceae. Bases 57 to 722 code for a protein of 221 amino acids. Gene Ontology annotation, molecular function: manganese ion binding. Gene Ontology annotation, biological process: plasmodesmata-mediated intercellular transport; regulation of root development. The record is from RefSeq and is a predicted model, not a curated record.